AUGGAUGAAGAAUCGGCGACAAUUCCAGAAGUCCUUUUAGCUGGUUCUAGUGGCCGGAAGAUGCCACUAUUGGGGAUGGGUACAGCAACUUCUCCACUAGAGGGAUCCCAAGAAACAAAAACUGCCAUUCUUCAUGCAAUUGAAAUUGGUUACAGACACUUCGAUACAGCCACAUUAUACCUAACAGAGGAGCCUGUUGGAGAAGCCAUUGCUGAAGCAUUGUCUCGUGGCUUGAUCAAAUCACGAGAUGAACUCUUCAUCACCUCAAAGCUAUGGUGUAGUGAUGCUCAUGGUGACCUUGUUCUCCCCGCGCUUAAGAAGAGUCUUCGGAAUCUUCAGCUGGAGUACCUUGAUCUCUACCUAAUUCAUUGGCCUGUGAGCUCGAGACCAGGGACCUAUGAGUUCCCCAUAAACAAAGAGGACCUUUUACCUAUGGAUUUUAAAUCCGUAUGGGAAGCUAUGGAAGAAUGCCAAGAUCUGGGUCUCACGAAAUCCAUUGGAGUCAGCAAUUUCUCUUGUAAAAAGCUUUCAGACAUCCUUGCCUUUGCAAAGAUCCCUCCGGCAGUUAAUCAAGUAGAGAUCAACCCAUUAUGGCAACAAACGAAGCUAAGGGAAUUCUGCAAGGCCAAUGGAAUCCUUUUGACAGCUUAUGCUCCUUUGGGAGCCAGAGGAACCAUUUGGGGAAGCAACAGGGUUAUGGAGAAUGAAGUGCUGAAAGAGAUUGCAACAGCUAAAGGAAAGACUGUUGCUCAGGUGUGCCUUAGGUGGGCAUAUGAGCAAGGGGUGUGUGUGGUGGUGAAAAGUUUCAACAAAGGAAGGAUGAAGGAGAACCUUGAGAUAUUCAACUGGACAUUGAGCGAGGAAGAAUGUAGGAUGAUCAAUGAGAUACCCCAAAGCAGAGGAUGUCGCGGAGAAGAUUACAUCUCAGAAAAGGGGCCUAUCAAGACAAUUGUGGAGCUCUGGGAUGGAGAUAUUUGA
Dovyalis caffra is the source of this 978-nucleotide messenger RNA. The record is from the annotation of a GenBank genome assembly. Lineage: Eukaryota; Viridiplantae; Streptophyta; Magnoliopsida; Malpighiales; Salicaceae.